AUGCCCAAUGCUGAGUACAGGCAUUGUGUGAGGCACUUGCACAAUAAUUUCAAGCUUGCAGGCCAUACUAGUGCAGCUUUCAAGCAGAGGUUGUGGGCAGCAGCUAGGGCAACAACAAUACCUGUAUUUGAAGCUGAAAUGGAGCAGAUGUUGGGUCAAUCUCAGGCAGCUUAUAAGUGGCUUCAGGAGAGACCAGCUGCUCAUUGGAGUAGAUCACACUUUAGUACAGUCCCAAAGUGUGAUAUACUUCUAAACAACUUGUGUGAGGGUUUUAAUGCUGCAAUUCUAGAAGCAAGAGAUAAGCCCAUUGUUACUCUUUUGGAGAGAAUUAGAACCUACUUGAUGCUUAGAAUGGCUAGACUUAGAGAGACAGUGUGGCCCCAUGAGGUUGGUCCAAGAAUAUUUGGUAUUGUGGAGAAGAAUUCAAUUGAAAGUUGCCACUGCGUAGCUUCGUAUGCUGGUGGGGGGAAGUAUCAAGUUAAUAGCAUGUUGGGAGCUAUGUUUGUUGUGGAUUUAGAAAGGCAUACAUGUACCUGCAGAAAAUGGGACUUAAGUGGAAUUCCUUGUCCACAUGCCUUGGCUUCAAUAGCAAAGAGUGAGCACAGCCCUCUGGAUUUUGUGCAUGCACUUUACAAAAGGCCGGCAUAUGAUAGGGCUUAUGAGGGCUAUAUAUCUCCAAUGCCUAGUCAAGCAUAUUGGAGAAAAACAGGGCAUGUACCUAUCAAGCCACCUGUUUAUCGCAUCCAACCAGGAAGGCCCAAACUUAGCAAAAAUAGAGAAGCUGAUGAAAUACCAAAAGGGGCAACAAAACUUAAAAGGUAUGGCAUUGUAAUCACGUGCCGCAACUGUGGACAAGAAGGUCACAAUUUUGCUGGUUGUCCCCAACUUCGACAGGGGCAACCUAGAGGUAGAGCAAGAUGCGGUAGAAGGGGAAGAGGAGCUGUGAGGGGAAGAGGUGCAAGGGGAAAAGGAGCUGCAACUGCUAAUGGAGAUGUUGAUACUACAAGUGUCAAUGCAAGUGGAACAACUGCAAGUGGAACAACAACUGUCAGAGGUGUUAAGAGAGGCAGAGGUGUUGUCGGUGAACAACAACAAACUCAGGCCAGACCAAAGUUUAAUGUAAGUACUUGGAUUAUUGUGGUGUGCUUUGAAUCAAUCAUUGCAUUAUUGAAGGCUUAA
Molecule: messenger RNA, 1179 nt
Organism: Prunus dulcis (almond)
Lineage: Eukaryota; Viridiplantae; Streptophyta; Magnoliopsida; Rosales; Rosaceae
Exons: 2
Coding region: 1-1179 (392 amino acids)
Molecular function (GO): nucleic acid binding; zinc ion binding
Source: RefSeq, a predicted model, not a curated record